AUUCGAUAACCUAUUUUUAGACGCCCCAAUGACGACAGAAUGACUGCACAGGUGUAAACAAGAGUAGACCGUCUAUAAUUAUCACCGAAUUAUCUCUGAUUGUACAUCAUAAUUAUUACUGAUAAGAUCAACAAGUCAUAAGAGGAUAAUGUUUGGGGUUGAGGAUAAAUUUUUGUACAAAAAUGGAAAAACUUUGGUGGAGAAAAAUGAAAAAAUCGAAAAAAAUUUUUCACAUUUUUUGCACAAGAUUACCAUCAACGAGUGGACAUUCAGUUUAUUUCUCUUCGUUAUGUCUUUGACGAUUGUUGCUGUUAAACUGGCAGUCAUGUAUGGGAUCCUCCUACCCACAAAAACGUACGACCUCGUUAAAACCCCCAGUCAAUCCCUGCUUGGGGGGUUCAUCCCAGAGUUUGACAAAGACAAUUAUUUAUUCAAUGCCACGAGAGAGUACAAAGAGACACUAAUCGACACUGUCACUCAGUUUAUCGGGAAAUUCGGAUGGUUUCUCAAGGCCGCUGUCAGUGGACUCUCGUUGAUGGGGUUCACUUGGUUUAUUGUUUACAAGGACAGCAGGAUACCUGGUGUCAAUCCACCGUCACCCUUUAGUCCUGGUAAAAGGAAAUUUCAUGACGAGUCCAGACUUCAGAUGAACUAUGUGAUUGGCAUCAUCAAUGGUAUCCUGAUCUUCAUAUACAUGUGCUUCUAAUAAUCAAUAACCAACAACGGGUGCAGGGCAUUUCCCAGAGCCUCAUCAGCAUUUUUACAUCCAAAUCAUUUACAACUGAGAAAAAAGAAUCUAGAAGAUCUGUCGUUGGUGUGUUAAUGUAUCUCAUUAAUCUAUCACUUUCAAGAAGAGUAACAAUUAAAAGCAGCUAAACUGAAGUCAAAAUGCGAGGCUGAUGAGAGCUUGAGAACGUGAGAUAAACAAUGUUUCCAGUAUUUAUUUAUUACUAAAUUGAAAGUAUUAGUUCUUAGCAGAUCUAAAUAUCACUAUAUUUAUAUAUUUAUUUUGUCUGUCCGUGAGUUCAAAGGUCAUUCUACUAAUUAUUCAUAUGUAAUUAGAGGAAGACUCGUUAAUUAUUGUUUGCCAGAUAUUUUUUCGUGGAGUUUAAUUAUUAGUCAAUAAUGGAGAUUACCUGGGUAUCUACUUAAUGAUAAUUGCUAAAGUCUACUAUUUUGGGAAGUUUGUACAGUUGAAAUAAAAAUUUAUUACGCUGA
Molecule: messenger RNA, 1218 nt
Organism: Diachasmimorpha longicaudata
Lineage: Eukaryota; Metazoa; Arthropoda; Insecta; Hymenoptera; Braconidae
Exons: 3
Coding region: 149-706 (185 amino acids)
Source: RefSeq, a predicted model, not a curated record